Molecule: messenger RNA, 732 nt
Organism: Symbiodinium sp. CCMP2592
Lineage: Eukaryota; Dinophyceae; Suessiales; Symbiodiniaceae
Source: the annotation of a GenBank genome assembly
AUGGCUCCUAGCGCCGACAACAUCUUGGCCUAUACACACUUGGGUGAAGAUGCUGCUUGUUGGAUGACAGAGGUACGGCACGAAGACUACAUCAGACAUGAAACCGACCCGUCUCCCUGGAUGGGGAUGCCGGGGUUCCGGCUGGAGACUGUGUUUUUUGAUGCCAUGCAUAUCGUGUGGCUGGGCACGGCUCGUGUGUUGCUGGCCUCUUGCCUUGGUGUUUGGCAUCGAAUGGGCAUUCUGGGGCAUGACAGUUUCGACCGCAACCUGAAAACUUUUUCUGUUGAGAUGAAGGAUACGUGCCGUGAACACAAGUAUUUCGGUCCAGAAUCGAUGCUGAAGAUGAUCACGGUCUGCCUGUGGACCCUGUACGAUGCCGUCAAGCUGUUGGAUUCCUGUGGCCUUAUUCUCUCGGAGAGCGAAGCUGAGGAAGCCCAUGGAAAGUUUUGCAAGCACCUGAAAUUAUGGCAGCUUCUGGCAGCUGAAUGUUUAUCACGAAACUGGAAGUGCUUCCGCUGCAAGCCUAAACUGCACUACCUGCUUCACCUCUCGCGGCACAUGCGCCGUACGAAGCUGAACUUGAUGAUCAUUGGAGCAGUGUGGGCUGAGGAGUCGUUUCUGGGUAAACUGAAGAGAGUUGGCAUUAGAUGCCAUGCAGCGAAUCUUAUGUCCCGGCUCUACGCAAGAGUUCUGCUAUUGCUGAGCCUCCGUUUCCGACGGUCACGAGAAUGA